AUGGAUCGAACAUUAAGGGCUUCUGCUCGAAGGUUCCCGAAAUUGCAAGCUGUGGCCUUUCGAAGACCGCAAUGGGCCGGAUUGGAAUCGAAGCCCUACUACGUGACGACUCCAAUCUUCUACGUCAAUGCUGCUCCUCACAUCGGACACAUGUAUAGCAUGAUCCUCGCAGACGUCCUCAAACGAUGGCAGGUCCUAAGGGGAAAGAAGGCCUUACUGCUUACCGGCACCGACGAGCAUGGAAUGAAAGUCCAGCAGGCGGCGGCGCUCAACGAUGUUCCUCCAAAGCAGUGGUGUGACAUGAAUGCCGAGAAGUUCAAGGACCUGGCAGAGAAGUCCCAGAUCGACAAUGACUUCUUCAUGCGAACGACCGACCCCGACCACAUUGAGGCCGUGAAGCACUUUUGGUACUUGCUUAGGGAAAAAGGAUACAUCUACGAGUCAAAACAUGAAGGAUGGUACUGCGUGAGCGACGAGACCUUCUACCCGGAGAACAUGCUGGAAAGGAGGGUUGACCCCCUGACUGGCAAGGUCUUCCUCGCAUCUGUAGAGAGCGGCAACGCUGUCGAAUGGACAGAGGAGAAAAACUACCAUUUCCGCAUGACAGCACUGAAGGACAAGCUGCUAGAGUUCUACGAGGCCAAUCCCGACUGGAUCGUGCCGCAGUCGAGGAUGAACGAGGUGGUCAGCUGGGUGAAAAACAACCUCGAAGACUUAUCAAUAUCGCGCCCAGCCACUCGUCUACAGUGGGGUGUACCUGUACCAGAUGACCCUUCGCAGACCGUAUAUGUCUGGGUGGACGCCCUCUUGAACUACAUGACCAAGACCGGCUUUCCAAAUUGGACCCCAGGGCAGGAAUGGGAAGGCGGGUGGCCGGCCGAUGUGCAUGUUAUCGGAAAAGACAUCGUGCGCUUCCAUGGCAUCUACUGGCCAGCAUUACUUCUGGCUCUUGAUUUCCCUCUGCCCAGGAGGCUGCUCAGUCAUGCCCACUGGACAAUGGGUGGUAAAAAGAUGUCUAAGUCUAUCGGCAACGUCGUCAAUCCACAUUUCGCCAUCGACAGAUGGAGCAUUGACGUGAUGCGCUUCUACAUGGUUUACGACGGUGGAAUCGCCGACGAUGCUGACUACGGCAAUGAUGCUAUUGCGGAGAGAUACAAGAAGCAGCUUCAGAGCGGUCUGGGCAACUUUUUGAGCCGCAUAACUCGGCCGAAGCUGUGGAGUGUCCGGCGAGCAGUCGAAGCCGCCAAAAUCGAUACUCUGUCGCCAAUUGGUGAGCAAGACAAGAUAUUGCAGAGACAGCGCCUGAUUAUCGAGAAUCUGAUCGAUAGUACGUACUAUCACAUGGAAACAUUGGAUCCCUCGCGUGCAUUACAGUCCAUCACUAAUGCCGCAUUGUUGAGUAACAAGUACAUCGAUCUCACUAUGCCUUGGAAUCAGGCGAAGGCAGUGAAAAAUGAGGCAGAUCGACUAAAACUCGAUCGCGACAUAUAUUACGCAGCGGAAACUCUGCGCGUAGUUGGGAUACUUCUGCAGCCUUUUAUGCCAAACAAGGCAAAGCAGAUGCUAGACGUGCUCGGUGUGCCGCAGACUCAAAGAACAUACGAAUACGCACGGCUUGGUGCUGAUUUUGAGUAUGGUACACCAAUCCAGAGCCCUGGCAAGGGGCCCUCUGAAGGCCUCUUUCCGCCACUUAUUGUUGAGGAGUGA
Phaeoacremonium minimum UCRPA7 is the source of this 1707-nucleotide messenger RNA. RefSeq names its product putative methionyl-trna synthetase protein. Gene Ontology annotation, molecular function: ATP binding; methionine-tRNA ligase activity. The transcript has 4 exons. Lineage: Eukaryota; Fungi; Ascomycota; Sordariomycetes; Togniniales; Togniniaceae. Bases 1 to 1707 code for a protein of 568 amino acids. Gene Ontology annotation, biological process: methionyl-tRNA aminoacylation. The record is from RefSeq and is a predicted model, not a curated record.